Messenger RNA from Hydractinia symbiolongicarpus, 5495 nucleotides. RefSeq lists its product as uncharacterized. The transcript is spliced from 22 exons. The coding region runs from base 121 to 5388 and encodes 1755 amino acids. The record is from RefSeq and is a predicted model, not a curated record. NCBI's taxonomy places the organism in Eukaryota, Metazoa, Cnidaria, Hydrozoa, Anthoathecata, Hydractiniidae.
UUUUUUCAAAUAAUCUCAUUUUCACUCAUAUUAAGCUGUGAAUAAUCUCAGUAUUUUUGUUUUACUUUUCUGGUAUUGUAAAGAUUUCUAACAAUUGUUUGGUUCCUUCACAAAGGUAAAAUGACUGCGCCCAAGUCAUUCAUUGUUGUUGGUCUCAUAAUAUGGACAUUGCUGUUUUGUGCCAAUGCAUCACAAACCAAAACAGCAGAUGAAGAUGUGGACAUAACUGAUGAGGAAAAAGCUUAUGCUGAAGAAAGCAAUCAAGAGAACGAAGCGACUAGUGAUGGAAAAGAUACUGGUACAUCAGCAAGCACAAAACGAGAUGAGUCUGCCCAAGCUGUGGUACAAUUUCUUGAUGGUCUAGCAAAUGGACAACAAACCGUCACUUCAAUUGGUGGCUGUGCCGUCACCAGAAAAGAAACAAGUAAAGACUGUCUCGUUGUUUACAUACCAACUGGCGAGUGCUCGUUUACCACUAUAUUCAAAGGUUUGUUCAAAGAUUUCUCCGAAGCUAAAAUGAUGGAGUUUUUGAACGCUGGUAUCUCAAGGAAUCUCAUUCAAGGAAACAAAUACUCCUUCAAUACUAACAGUGAGAUUGUCGUGAGUGCCUGUAAGAGAAGAAAGAAGCUGCUGUUGAAAGACUUCACCUCAAACUCAGUCUCACCAGUCAGUUGGUUGACUUUACAAAGCGUUACGAUAGAAAAAGCUUACAUCUUUUACGGCGAUAUGGAAGAACAAGAGAAUGUUGAUGAUUGGGUUGGCAUUGGCAUCCAAGGGACGGCAACAGCUGAUAUAGCUGGUGUACAAGCAAACGUUAAUAUACUUAAGGAGUGGAAAGGAAAUCAAAUUGGCGAUUCUGACGUCGUUUUGUCUGUGAAUCCAGAAGGCAAUGAGAUCAGUGUGGUGAAUUUCUUGACAUGGAUGAAUCAAGAUGCAACGGCUUUGUAUCCUGACAACACAGAUGUGGACACUUCCUCAAUGCAAAUGGAAGAAACCAAAAUCGAAAAAGGAGAGGGUGCCCUUAUCAGAGUGAUCUUAGGAAAUGAGAAAAUGUGGGAUGCGUUUGUAACUGGUCAAGCAAGUGGAAGUUCUUUACUUGAUGGUGCUAAGAAAAUGUAUGUUUAUUGCAAAAAUGGAGAUCUGGAACAAUUCAGCAAAGUUUCCUGUGCUGUGAUGGCGAAGUUUGCACCUGGAUCAUUUAAUUGGGGACAAGUAACAGGAGGCUUUGACGUUGAAGGAUUAUCAACAACAAGACCUAUUGUUGAAGCAAUGAGAGAAAGUGGGGACCUAUACUUUCAAUCCUCUCGAAAUGGUUUCGAAAAUCCGAGCGAUGAAGAUGUGAGCAACGAAUUUGACGCCUAUGCAAAUAUAGUCCAGAAUGAAAAAAAUGUUGUCACAGAGAAUUAUGUUACCGCCGAAAUGUGUUUAAGGUUCCGCGCAAACUCAUUUGGUAGAUACUUUCCUCAACUUGUCCCAAAAAAUCCUAUCAAUUCGCUUAUUGCUCACGUAUGUCCAUACAGAAAUGAAGUACGCAUGCAUUUCCCUGUAAAUGCAGCAAAUGCCAUAUAUAAAUACAGUACUAUAACAACGUUAGUUUUAAAUGAAAUGUCAAAUCCUGCAUUUGGAAUCCGUGACAACAUUUAUGUUGAAAUUAAGGAGAUCAAAUUAAGUCCAUCAGAUGUGUGUCAGUCAUUUCUUUCUGUGGAUCCUUAUGAAAUGCUUGAAAAGGAUGGCGCUGUCGCACUUAACACCACGAUGAUCACACAAUGUUACGAUGGUACUAAGUGGGCAAUUUCUGGAAGCGGUAAAGAAGCCAUCUUUCAUGCAAUGUCUGAUGUGACAGUCGUACAGAAAAAUAUAAAUAGGUUUGGAAUCAGUGCUAGCUUGAAUAUCUUUGACGCAAAGGUCGUUCAGACUAGAACUGGUGCAGCAUACUUAUCAACAGAUUAUCAAGAAGUGUUCGGUAAUUUAAUGGAAUUCCCAAUGAAAGACCUCCGAUUCGAAGGAUUCUUUAACAAACGAAAUAAUCUAUUCAUAAAAGGAAAAGGAAAAAUCCAAGGGAAAGACAACAUUGAUGCUGAAUUCCUUUACUAUCUUAACGAUCAAAGUCAAGAAAACGAACUUACUUUGUGCCUAAAAAUUAAAAAUGCAAUCGUUGAUGGUUUGGUCGGAUAUCUGUACAACUCUGCUGCAAUUGGAGCUGCUCCCUGGGUCACUUAUGACAAUGUUGCCUUAAUUGCAAGUAAAUCGAGAACAACCAUCCAGUUUGAUCGCACGUUUUGCAAAAAUGCUGAAAACUCUUACGACAGAAAUGGAUUCCCACCAGGACAUGCAAAAGCUUUCCAAGGUGGAAUUCUACUGUACGCAGAAAACAUCCAAUUCAAAAAUUGUGCGGAUCAAGAUAAGGAAAACCCUAUCUGCAAAUUCUAUCAGCGAGUAUUUGAAGGAACAAGUUUGGCAAUCAAGUACUAUGGUCAAGCUAAAGCAGACAAAAGUUAUUUCUUUGAAGGCAGAUUCGAAACUCCUAUGAAGCUGGGUCCAGGAAUUGAAUUAAGAGCAAAGCGUGAUUCUGUUACACCCACAAGAGUUGGAAAAUUGGUCCACGAUAUUUCCAUGAAAAUUGUUCUAAAUGCUGAAACGAACAAAGAAGAAAUCCAGGGAAGAAACAACAUACUUGGUAGUUUACAUUUAGAGGACGUAGAUGCUAAUUUCCCAGCUAUGCUAUCGUUCACAGGAGAAAGUAUUUUAUUUCAUGUUCCAAAGAUAGAGGGUAGUGCUGGUUUAGGGACAAACAUACUUGGAGUCGCCAAUGUUAAAUCUGGAAAUAUCAGAUCUGAAUCGUAUCCUUUGGAUUUGAGUGGACCAAUUGAAGAAAUAGAGUUCCAUUCUCGUCUUUUUAUCGGCUCGGUAGAGGAGCAUGCACUGUCCAUUGUUGGUGGCAGAGAAAACACAAUCCAAUACAUUCACGGAACAACUCCUUCUAAAAACAAAUUUUACGCUUGUAAGAAAUCUGACGCUGCAAUGAAAUUAAGAAAUGUGUUCGCUGCAUUUGGUGCCGAAUACAAGCAUGGCAUCCUUAAUAAUGCUGAUGUAAUGGAUGCUUGUUUUACUUAUCAUAAUGGUGAGGAAGACGCAAUCUGGAAUGUGCCUAAUCAUGACAUCAAAGCCCAGCCUGGAUUGAGACUUUACGGAAAAUUAAAGACAUCAUUUGGUAGCAAUUUACCCUUGACAAUAUUACUUGAAAACAACGCAGUAGAAAUGCUUGUGGAGUUAAAGCCCAUUCAUUGGGGCGUCACAACAGUCCAAGUAGAUCGAAAGAAUCUUGAAGGAAAUAUAAUUAAAGUCGACAAAAAAAUCACUCGUUUACAAUUAACAAUUGGCAAAGAAAUGGAAUCCAUGGGACCAAAAUUGUACAUUAGCUAUCAGAACGGCGCAUUUACAGAGGGCUACAUUGAGGGGUACAUUGAAACUGCUGGCUUCGCUGGAAAAGGAAGGAUAAACAUUGCAGCAGAUAGCAGAGGGAAGCUUAGUCAAUACGAGUUUAUACACAAUGGAAAGAUCUAUGAUAUAAUAGACGGACAAAUGAAAUUAUCAGCUAGUUAUGGAGGAGCAGAUAUUAAUGCUAUUGAAUUUCAGCUGGAAGUCGACCUUAUAAAUAAAAUAAGGGAGCUAAUGCCCCAAGUCGCACAGAAAAGCAUCAAUGAGUUUAUUAAGCCCCAUGAACGAGUAGUGGAUCAGCUCACAAAAGACAUUCAAAACAUCACAGAACAUCACCAAACACAGUCAACAACUCACAACUCCAUAUUGGAAGAUAUAAGCCGACUUAGUGCUGUUACUAAAAAAUCAAAAAUCAACAGAGCACGUUCCAUGCAAGCUAGUUCCAGGAAGUGCGGUAGAGAAUGCAAACCAGUUCACAUGCCUGGCCUUAAAUGGGAGAAGAAAUGCACAACAUCAAGAAAACAACAAGAUUCACGAUGUAUAAAGUUUGUUAAGGACUCACAUAAAGUCAGUGAUGUAGGCUGCAUGGCACAAUGUGAAUCUGAAAGAGUGAGAUCUCAUGUUGAAGCUAUUCAUCACGAUAGUGUAUCUAGGAGUAACAUUGCAAGACUUGCCGAUGCAACAGCGUGUAAAAAUAAGGCACAGGCUCUUGUCAGCAAAAUUGAAGGCGUAAAAGCACAACUUGAAACGUUAAAAGCAGGACUAUCCACACCUUCGAAAUUUAUACGCGAUUUAAAAGCUGCCUCACAAUCAAAUGCUGGAAACGUAAUCAAGUUUGCGUCGAUGUUGUCAAAUUACCCUCUCAUUGAAGGCGCCAGUGAGCCUGAAUGUUUAAAAUUCAAAUUCGGUUAUGAGAUUUCAACCGGCGAGGAAGAUACUUCGAAGGAAAACGAAUUGGAAGAUUCGUUAUGUUUUGGGGAGGGUUUCGUUGGAACAGUAGCUGAUUUAGCACUGAGAAAAGCUUACGAAGAUGAAUAUGAGGUUCUGCAAGGUCUGCUUAAUGGCGUUGAAAAGGAACAAUCUUUUUUGUUAAACGACUUUGUUAAAGACAUCACAAAAGAAGGAGAGAACGUCCAAAGAUGCAUAAGAAAUGCUGCAAGAAGCACUGAAGAUGGCGACGAACAACAAAAGCGAUCUUAUAUCCCAAAUGCAAGUCUCUCACCGUUCCGAUCAUCCCUAUUUCAUAUUAUGAGCGAUAGAACAGUUCUGAUGUUUAACAAAUAUUCCCCUUGGGCUGUUCUCGAACAAAACGAUCCCUUCAUUGAAGCGCAAACUCCUGCUGUUAAGUCAAUCAUAACAGAAGAACCUGCCCCAAAAGACCCGUGUACAGCCGCUCGACAAACUGUUCAGGAUUACCAAGACAUUGUUGCUUACAUAAAAACAUGGGCAAUGUCUCAUCAAAAUGGUGAGAAGUCCUUGGAAGCAAUUGCUGAGCGAGUUAACAAAAGAUUGACAGCUGUCAGAAGUGUCAUCAGCGAAAUGGGCAAAUAUGAACAUGUGACUGCCAGCGACGUGAAUAACAUGAAACACUGGAUGAAUGUCACUGAACAAGGAAUGAGAAAAUGGACAAUCUUAUCUGUGAAGCGCCUGGAUAAGCUUAACAACGAAGGCUUAAGGUUGAUGAAAGAAGAAUUAUCUCACAUGUAUUCUAAUAAGGAAUACAAGUCAAUUGAUGAGUAUAUUCAAAACAAAGCCAAGAAAGGGAAUAAUGCUUUUAAAAGAGCAAUCAUUUCGGAGACAGAUGAAAAACCAUUUUCUCAACUAUCUCAGGAGCUCUUGAAGAUACUGAAAGAAGGCGAAUCUCUUCAAGGUGUUCUGCCUGUCAUUGAGAAAAUUGAAGAGAAGGUUAGCCAUGCUGAUAAGAGAAGCAUCGCGUGUCACACAAAGUAAGAAAACUCCUUGUGGAUAGAAUUCAAGUACGUUUCUAUGAUGGAACAUUAUGUAAAGUUUAUUGAGAAUGUUUUCAACAUUAUUAAUGAAAUAAACAAGUCGCGACA